CAGUUCCAAGGUGGGCAAAGGCUUCUGGUUUGCAUGCAAAGGAUUCAUAAACUCAAUUCGUCGCACACGGCGACAACAGUAAAUCUAACAUGAAACAGUGCGAGGCUUUGAUCCCAACAUACCUCGUCCAAGGCUUCUGAGUGCUUGGAUCCAUGGCAGGUGCAGAUGCAAUUGUUCAGAAGAUCAUGGCCUUACCCUUUCAGAAGGUGCAGCAUCAGAUCGUUAAAUGCGACUGCCAGCCGUCAGUGAACGAUGGCAUAGUUAUUUUCAUCACUGGAAACUUAUUGGUAGAUGACAAUGCGAAUCCGCUCAAGUUUGCUCAAGUAUUUCAGCUUGUCAAAGGUCCAACAGGGAAUUACUACUGUCACAAUGAUAUGUUUCGGCUGAACAUUGGCUGA
Messenger RNA from Durusdinium trenchii, 398 nucleotides. The record is from the annotation of a GenBank genome assembly. NCBI's taxonomy places the organism in Eukaryota, Dinophyceae, Suessiales, Symbiodiniaceae.